Molecule: messenger RNA, 2040 nt
Organism: Penicillium macrosclerotiorum
Lineage: Eukaryota; Fungi; Ascomycota; Eurotiomycetes; Eurotiales; Aspergillaceae
Product: glycoside hydrolase family 15 protein
Exons: 3
Coding region: 1-2040 (679 amino acids)
Biological process (GO): carbohydrate metabolic process
Molecular function (GO): hydrolase activity, hydrolyzing O-glycosyl compounds
Source: RefSeq, a predicted model, not a curated record
AUGGCAGAACCCUCGUACAAUGCCAUUGAAGACUAUGGCUUGAUUGGAGAUAUGCACACCUGUGCUCUGGUGAGCAAGGCAGGCAGCUUGGAUUAUAUGUGCUGGCCGGUCUUCGACUCGCCCUCGGUAUUCUGCCGUCUUCUGGAUGAUAAGAAAGGCGGAUACUGGUCCGUGGAGCCCUACAAGACAGUGGUUGAUCCCCACAGCAAGCAGCGCUACCUGCCGUACUCAAAUCUCCUUGAAACCCGCUGGACCAACGAAGACGGUGUUGUGACAAUGCUGGACUACUUCCCGGUGACACCGAAGAAGGGGGCACAGUCGGGCCGACUGCUUUCUGGCUAUUGCUCAUGCAAUGAGCCCAAUGCCAAUCGUUUCAAGUCAGGCCUGCAACACUCUGGCUUGAUCAGAAAGCUCGAGUGCAGCCGUGGCUCCAUGGAGCUGCAGAUUGAGCUGUUUCCGGCUUUCAAUUAUGCGCGAGACUCACACACCGCUCGUGCAAAGCUUGAGAAUGAUAUGUGCAGGCAUCAACUGCAGACUAUCCAUUUCGAGAGUGGAACAGAGCGGCUGCAGCUUGAGUUAUUCGCCGAUUCACGGGAGCCGGACAAGCUGGGGUAUCCCAAAGCAAAUUUGACCCUGGAAGAGCGACCAGGGGCAAAGGGCCGAGGCCUGGUGGCCUGGAUUCGCCUGUUAGAGGGACAGACCAUCCAUCUUGUGCUGCAUAGUCCCGAGAAAGCGGUUCCUAGCUCUGCGACCAUGGCGGCCUACCUCGCCAGGAUGGAGGAGGAGACCUUCGACUACUGGACAGACUGGACACGAAAAUGCGAGUUCCGGGGUCAUUAUCGCGAAACUGUUGAACGCAGUCUUCUGAUUCUGAAAUUACUUACCUACAAGCCCACUGGAGCCAUCAUCGCCGCACCCACAUUUUCGCUCCCUGAGGAUGUCGGCGGUUCUCGUAACUGGGACUACCGAUAUUCCUGGGUACGAGACACUGCUUUCACUCUUUAUGUCUUCCUGAAAAUGGGAUAUAGCCGGGAAGCAGAAGCAUAUGUCAAUUUUAUCUUCGACCGGAUCUUCCCACAUGCUGCCCAGGACAUUGAACCAGGAAGUAAGCGGCCAUUCCUGCCACUCAUGUUCACCAUUCGUGGAGAAUACGAUAUUCCAGAGGUGGAGCUGGAGCAUCUCGAUGGGUAUCGGGGCAGCAAGCCAGUUCGCAUCGGGAAUGCUGCUGUUUUUCAUACACAGCUGGAUAUCUAUGGCGAGCUCUUGGACAGCAUCUACUUGUACAACAAGCACGGUAACCCCAUCACUUACGACCAGUGGUCUGCCAUUCGACGCAUGGUGAAUUAUGUUGUUGGUGUGCGUCACCAAAAGGACAUGUCUAUUUGGGAGUCCCGUGGCCAGAUCCAAAAUUUCAUCUACUCAAAGGUAAUGAUGUGGGUUGCUUUGGACCGUGGUAUUCGACUAGCCGAGAAGCGAACGAGUCUUCCUUGCCCCGAUCGCUUCAAGUGGAUUCAAGUGCGUGACGAACUCUAUGAUGAGAUCAUGGAUAAAGGAUACAACGCCGAGCGCGGUCAUUUUUGCCAGAGCUACGAGAGCCGGGAGGUUCUGGAUGCAUCUAUCCUGAUUGCCCCGUUGGUCUUUUUUGUUGCACCUAAUGAUCCACGGUUUAUAAGCACACUCAAGCGAAUUCUGCAAAGCCCCGAGAAAGAGGGGCUUUCCAGCGCCAAGAUGGUGUUCCGAUACGACCACCUCAAAGCCAACGAUGGAGUUGGUGGAGGAGAGGGUGCCUUUAUUAUGGUUACCUUCUGGCUUGUCGAGGCCAUGGCCCGUGCCGCCAAGUACGAUGUGCCAAUCCCAAACAUCUGGAAGCUCGCACUUUCGCACUUUGAUAACAUCUUGUCCUAUUCCAACCACCUUGGGAUGUUCUCUGAAGAAGUUGCUAUUUCGGGCGAACAAAUGGGCAAUACACCGCAGGCCUUCAGUCAUUUGGCUUGUAUUAGUGCGGCUAUCAAUUUGGAGAAGCGUGGCCGUGAUACCUAG